Loxodonta africana (African savanna elephant) is the source of this 5793-nucleotide messenger RNA. It is a transcript of the gene CD44, whose product is annotated as CD44 molecule (IN blood group). Gene Ontology annotation, cellular component: macrophage migration inhibitory factor receptor complex; basolateral plasma membrane; plasma membrane. The transcript is spliced from 18 exons. Gene Ontology annotation, biological process: positive regulation of ERK1 and ERK2 cascade; cell adhesion; inflammatory response. The record is from RefSeq and is a predicted model, not a curated record. The coding region runs from base 159 to 2381 and encodes 740 amino acids. Gene Ontology annotation, molecular function: hyaluronic acid binding; cytokine receptor activity. Lineage: Eukaryota; Metazoa; Chordata; Mammalia; Proboscidea; Elephantidae.
AAACUGCAGCCAAUUUGCGAGGCGGCCUCAUUGCCCAGCCAGACCCCAGCCUCUGACAGGUUCCGGCCGCCCUCCUUGCCCUGUCCUCCGCCGGCCCCCGCCCUUCGCCCCGGGACCCUCCAGCUCUGCUCACUCGCUCUCCCCUUUGCCCGGAUACCAUGGACAAGCUUUGGUGGCGCGCAGCCUGGGGACUCUGCCUCGUGCAGCUAAGCCUAGCGCAGCACAUCGAUUUGAAUAUAACCUGCCGAUAUGCCGGUGUAUUCCACGUGGAGAAAAAUGGCCGCUACAGCAUCUCAUCAACCGAGGCGCCUGACCUCUGCGAGGCUUUCAAUACCACCCUGCCUACAAUGGCACAGAUGGAGAAAGCCCUGAGCAUUGGGUUUGAGACCUGCAGGUACGGGUUCAUAAAAGGGCAUGUGGUGAUCCCCCGGAUCACCCCUGUCUCCAUCUGUGCCGCCAACAACACAGGGGUGUACAUCCUCACAUCCAACACCUCCCAGUACGACACGUAUUGCUUCAACUCUUCAGCUCCAGCAGACACAGAAGAUUGUACUUCAGUCACAGACCUGCCCAAUACCUUUCUAGGAGACGUUACCUUAACUAUUGUUAAUCGUGACGGCACUCGCUACACCAAAAGAGGAGAAUACAGAACCAACCCUGAAGACAUCAAUCCCAGCAACCCUACUGACGAUGACGUGAGCAGUGGAUCAUCCAGUGAGCGAACCACUUCAGGAGGUUACAGCAUCUUCCAUACCCAUCUUCCAACUGCAGACCCGACUCAAGACAAAGCUGGUCCUUGGGUCACAGACAACACAGGGGACACACCAACUACCAUUACCGCAACUGUGCACUCAGACAACCAUGCAGCAGCUCAGGAGGAAAACAGUUGGCUAUGGUCCUGGUUUGGUAAUUCACAGCCUAAGACUCAGGAUGUCACAACAGCAGCAACAACAGGUACGGAUUCAAAUACCAUGUCAGCAGGCUGGGACCCAAAUGAAGAAAAUGAAGAUGAAAGAGACAAACCCCCCAGUUAUUCUGGAUCAGGCAUUGAUGAUGAUGAGGAUUUUAUCUCCAGCACCAUUUCAGCCACAGAACGAGUUUUUCGCCACCCAGGACAGAACGAGGAUUGGAAGCAGUGGAGUCCAACCGUUUCACAUUCAGGAUUACAACUUGAGAUAGCUACAGCGAUGACUGAUGUGUACAGAAGUGACACCAGUGCUCAUGGAGAAAACCGGACCCAGGAACCAGAAACUCCUCUUAUUCACCAUAAGCAUCAUGACAAUGAGGAGACCCAGCAUUCUACCAGCACAACCCAGGUAAUCCCUAGUAGUCCAACUGAGGAAACAGCUACCGAGAAAGAACAGUGGUUUUGGAUCGAAGGGCCUGGGGAACAUUCCCAGAUGCCAAAAGAAGACUCUCAUUCAACAACAGGGACUGCUGUCACAACAGCCUCAGCCCCUGGCAGCCACACAAAUCAAAGAACAACAACGAAGAGUCAAGAGGACAGUAGUUCCUGGACGAAUUUCUUCAAUCCGAUCUCACAUCCAACGGGACAAGUUCAUCAAACAGGAAGAAGGAUGGAUGCGGACUCCAGCCAUAGUACAAUGCUUCAGCCUACUACAGAUCCAAACAGAGGCUUGGUGGAAGACUUGUACAGGACAAGACCUCUUUCAAUGACAACUCAACAAAGUCAUUCUCAGAGCCUCUCUACAGAACAUGGAGAAUUGGAAGAAGAUAAAGACCACCCAACAACUCCUGCUCCAACAUCUAGCAACAGAAAUGAUGACAGCGGUGGAAGCAGUGAAAAUCUCCCCGAAGACUCAACUACAUCAGUGGAAGGUUACACCCCUCAUUUCCCAGACACAAAGGAAAACAGGACCCUCGCCCCAGUGACUCCUGUUCAGACUGGGCCCCCUGGAGUUACUGUUGGAGAUUCCAACCCCGAUGUAGCAGGUUCAUUUCCAGGACACCAAAACAACAAGACUGAUGGGAGGUCCCAGACUACUCAUGGAUCUGAGUCUGCUGGACAUUCAAAUGGGAGUCAAAGAGAUGGGGCCAACACGACAGCCAGUCCUAUAAGGAAAGCCCAAAUUCCAGAAUGGCUGAUCAUCCUGGCAUCCCUUUUGGCCUUGGCUUUGAUUCUCGGAGUUUGCAUCGCUGUCAACAGUCGGAGAAGGUGUGGGCAGAAGAAAAAGUUGGUGAUCAACAAUGGCAACGGCGCUGUGGAGGACAGAAAGCCAAGUGGACUCAACGGAGAAGCCAGCAAGUCUCAGGAAAUGGUGCAUUUGGUGAACAAGGAGCCAUCAGAGACCCCAGACCAGUUCAUGACAGCCGAUGAGACACGGAACCUACAGAAUGUGGACAUGAAGAUUGGGAUGUAACACCUACCCCACUAUCUUGGAAAGAAACAACCAUCAGAGAUAUCACUAUUACAAGGAGCUGGGACUGACACUUAACAGAUGCAGUGUGCUACUGAUUGUUCUAUUUGGGAUUUUUUUUUAGCAUAAAAUUUUCUACUCCUUUUUGGUUUUUGUGGGUUUUUUUUAAAGACAAGUCCAAUUUAUAAAAUCAGCAUUGCUUUCUGAAAUGAGGGUCCAUUUAAAAAUUGGUAUGAAUUUGAUGGUUCCAGUUCCCACCCAGAGGCCUCUCACCUCAAUGGAGGGCUUCUAACAAAAGCCACAAAUACAUCUUCCUGAUCCCCAACCUUCCCCCCCACUCCACCUUCCGGGUAGCAGCUACCUGCUAAGAACAUUCCCCAGGUCUAAGAGGGAUUAGUCUCUGGGAAGAAAUUUGAAUGGGACCCUAUUGCCCUUCCACUAGUCCAAUCCUUGGGCAUUGCUUUCCACUGGGUUGGGAGAUUGGGAUAUACUGGUUUCACAUCCCUUUCUAUAGACCCCCUGGAAAAUUUUCAGAUGCUUCUGGGAGACACCCAAAGGGUGAAGCUAUUUAUCUGCAGUAAGCUAUUUAUCUGUGUUUUUGAAAUAUUAAACCCUGGAGGUCCUUUGAUCAGUAUGUUUUUUUUUUUAAUUACUUUGUCAGAGGCAUAAAAGGGCUUAAGCUGAUUCAUAAUAAACAUCUGUACUUCUGCCACCUUAACUCUUUGUGCUGUGAUCCUUCAGUUUCUAAGCCAGCAAGGUCUAGGGCCCCACAGCCAAUCAAAGAGAUAUAAGCAUGAUCCUUCUUGAAAGUCUUCAUCUUGGGGACCCUAGGCCCCCACUCAGGCUCACUCAGCCAAAUCUCACAGAAGAUGAAGCAAGACAGCACUAUUUUAUUUCUGAGGCUGUCCAAAGACUUUCUGUCCCACCCUAAAACCAGCAUUGUGAGAGGAGGAGCUUAAGCCACUUUUGUGUUUUAAUGGCCACCUGUUGCCUCCCCCAGAAGGGAUUUGAAAAAUCAAAUUAAAUUUGCGUGACCUACCAUUUGUAGGGUCCCAUUUCAUAGAAGAUGGCCUAUUAGCCAUGUCCAAGAAUAAUAACAAAAGUGCCUUUGGACCUCUUAUAAUAAAAGUAGAAGCCAAUGGAAAUGAAAGAGUGUAGUCGGUGGCAAGCGGAUUGGCAUGGGUGGGCGAGGUGGGGGGAGUGUAGGUCCUGUUCAAGUAUUUGUAUGGCUCUAUUUAUUUAUUUAUACUUACAAGCCAGUUGUCUCCACUCUCCCUGAUGCAGUUGCUACUUAGGAUACAUGAAGUACCUGAAGAAUCCCUCAGAACGUUACAGGGCUUCCCACAAUUGGAAUCUUAUCACCAGAUAGACAGCUUUAUGGCGAAACAAGAGAAUAAAAGCUUUAUGUUCUGACCUCAUAUUUUCUCCCAUUUGGUAAGUCCUUUGUAGUCUUCACGCAUCAGUCAACAGACUCCAUUGGUUCUGGAGAUUAUGGAGAUUGAAUCUAUAAAGAAAGUGUUCUGAUAAAACUGAACCUUCUUCUUUAGGCCACCACCUGUUGCCUAAACUGAUUCGAUUAACUAAUAGUUGUUUCUCAGACCAGAAAAGAAAAAAAGGAAGAGAAGGAGAAGAAGAAGAAAAAGCUACCCCUAACUUAGGGCAGGGCUUAUACAAAGAGUUGAUUCUGAAAGACACAAUCUAAAGAAGAGCUGCUCCCUUUCUGCCUUCUCCCAACAUCUGCUCUCCCCUAUCUCCUCUCUAAUCUACUCCACUGGCUUUGAAAAAACUCCUAUCUGUUCCUCUGUGAACAUUAGUGACCAAUUUCAUAAUCAUCUGUCUAGCUCUUUCUUAUUUUGUUUCCCAGGCUGAAUGAAAAGAAAACAGACAUCAGGUCCCUCUGAUUCUUAAAUUGUGUUACUACUAUUAGUGUUAAAACUCUCCCCCUCCCCAGCUUUCCAAGAGCUUUACUGGGUCUUUGGCAGACCAGAUAGGCUCACUCUGGCUCGUAGGUCCAGAUACAACACGCUGCUCUAGGACCAGGUUCAGGAGGGUUGCAUGAGGCUUUUCUACCUGUCCCCUAAAUUCUCUCUGGGGCCGUGGAUAUAUAAGUCUCACAAAUAGGGAUGCUUUUCCACCCCUUCCAGGCAUCCCCCAAGAAAUAGAUUAAGAUAGGAGAUUAUUUUCGGUUUUAUUUUUAAAUUGAAUGUGAUCUUUCUUUUUGUUGUUAUUGUUAUCUUUUACUUGGAUAUACUUUUGUGUUUACAGGAUAGGAAUAAGGGAGGGGGAGAGCUUCUGACCCUCUAGUGGAGAACUGCCCAAGUCUUUGCAAUACCCCAGCAAUAUUCCAUGAAGUUCAGGGAAUUUAGUGUAUUCUCACCCAUGUAACAUAAUGGCAUAGCUAUGGAAGCACAGCUUGACUAUAUGUCAUUCCUACCAGUGACUUGCCAGGUAACCUGGGCUUAGUCAUUAAUCAGUAGUCAGGUGCUGUUGCGUCAACUCUGAUUCAUCGUGAUCCCAUGUGUGUCAAAGUAGAACUAUGCUCCAUAGGGUUUUCAAAGGCCUUUUUCCAAAGCACCUCUAACCAAAAAACCAAACCUGAUUCCAACUCAUAGCGACCCUAUAGGAGAGAGUAGAACUGACUCAAAGGGUUUCCGAGGGACACCUGGUAGGUUCAAACGGCCAGACCUCCUGGUUAGCAGUCAUAUCUCUUAACCACUACGCCACCAGGCUUUCCAAGGCACCUCUAGGUAGACUCAAACCUACAACAUUUUGGUUAGGAGCCAAACAAGUUAUCCAACCAUUUAUACCACCUGGGCCUUGUUUGUAAAAGUAAGGGUUCAGCAUUUAACUGUUUUGCAAAGCAACCUGAGAGCUUAAGAUGUAAUUUUUUCUGCAAUUGUAAAUAAUUUCUGACUCCUGAGGACGUUCCUUAAAUAAGCAUUGGGUGAAAAAUCAAGCGGAACAAAGGACACCUUUGUGUCCAUUCCAUAUUUUCAGCCUGGCAGAAUGGGUUUCUCCAGCAGAAACUUACAAAAAAGUUUUUAUGUUGAGCUCCAUAACACCAAAAAUUGAUUCUGUAGCCAAGGUUCAUCCAGUAUAUUGAAACAGAGGACUGGAAGAGAAGAAGCCCCCAUGUUCUCUGGAAGAGUAAAAUGUACUUAAGAAUAGAAAUAACAUGGUCCAUUCACCUUUGUGUCAUAGGAAGGUCUUUUUGCAAAUCACUUGUGUUGACUUUUAAAAGAAUAGCUUAUAGUUUAUGCAUGUACAAUGACCACUGUUACUUUGCCUUUUUAUACCACACCCUCUGAUUUUUGUAUAUUUAUUGAUUGACUAGUAACAAUGAAGAAAGCAUAAUAUGUAUACUGCCAGGUUGAACGCACUUAUUGGAAAAUAUUAAAAGGUUAAUGGAAAUGGA